AUGUCUUUCCUCUUCUACCCAGACAUUGAACCAUACCCAACGACCUACGUGUCGCACACCUACCCGGAAAAAGGGCACCAUCUCCACCAUGUACCCCUUCCCUACCUGGCGCACAAGGUGCACCGAACAUUCCAUGACCGAGAUUUGGAUGUUCAUCAGCCCAGAGCCGACGUGCGAGAGACGUUAAAGAACUUCUACCUCGAGAUCGAGCUACCCGGAAUCAAGGACAAAUCGGAACUUCACCUGCGCUGGACAUCGAUGCGGACGCUGCUGGUCACCAGCAAAACCGCGAGACCAGAGAUCCCGGAAGAAGAACUCGCGGAUGCCCCGGUGGUCAAGCCCGCCACACCAGAAACCGACCUUCAUGAAGAAGCCAAAGUCUCGAUGGAUGAAUCACGGAAGUCUUCCACUUCGAAGUCCUCCAGCUCCACGAGGAAGGAGCCUCAUCUGACCGUCCACGAACGCCUGAUCGGUGAAGUCCUCCGUGCGUUUAACUUCCCCGUCGACGUGGAUCGCGACAACACCCACGCCAAGCUCGAUGCCGGACUCCUGCGCAUCAUCAUCCCAAAGGCCGAACAUGAGCAGACUGAGCAUGUCAACGUCCCCGUACACCACGCCGAACAACCCCUCACUGUUGAGAACUAG
This is a messenger RNA of Exophiala aquamarina CBS 119918, 645 nucleotides long. RefSeq lists its product as uncharacterized. Gene Ontology annotation, biological process: response to heat; response to hydrogen peroxide; protein folding. The record is from RefSeq and is a predicted model, not a curated record. The transcript has a single exon. NCBI's taxonomy places the organism in Eukaryota, Fungi, Ascomycota, Eurotiomycetes, Chaetothyriales, Herpotrichiellaceae. Bases 1 to 645 code for a protein of 214 amino acids.